AUCACGACGCUCAAGCGCGGCGGCUACUUCGGGGACCGCGCCCUCGUCGCCGACGAGAAGCGCAACGCGACGUGCCAGGCGGGAAAGAAGGGCGCCAAGGUGUUGGCCGUGGACCGCGAGGACUUCAUCGCGCUCCUCGGCUCCAUCGACGAGCUCGUGGAGCACGGCUCCGCGACGGAGGAGGAGACGGCCUACAGCGCGCGCAAGGCCGAGGCCAUC
Messenger RNA from Aureococcus anophagefferens, 219 nucleotides. RefSeq lists its product as hypothetical. NCBI's taxonomy places the organism in Eukaryota, Pelagophyceae, Pelagomonadales, Pelagomonadaceae. The annotation marks the transcript as partial. The transcript has a single exon. The record is from RefSeq and is a predicted model, not a curated record.